CUCUUACAGGCGCCGUCGUCUGUAAAAAGAUUUUUUACCUGCGAUAAAAAAAAAAAGGUUCAGGAGGCAAUUAAGGGUCAUCCCCACUCUUACACCCUAGAUUGUUCCUGCGGCAGGCAUGUCAGUAGCGCUUUUUACACCCUAGAUUGUCCCUGCGGCCCUGCGGCAGGCAUGUCAGUAGGCCGCUUUGACUUUUGUUGCACCUACAGCGUUGGUUUUGAACGUAGCCCAGGCUUGGACUUUGGCAAGAUUUGGUUUGUCAGUCAAGUAAUCAUUUUUUUUUAUCAAAAACCUAAAAUAUGAGUGACAACAUGUGCGCUGAAAUAAAAACGUUGUAUUCUUUAAAAAAAUAGGCCCCAAAAUUUCAAUUGGAGGCCGCAGAACAGUAAUAUCAUUUGUCGGUGGAACGAAAAAAUAUCAAAAUAAUCUACACUGCGUCCGGCGCGGUGGUAAUUAAACUUUGUAUUUUUUGUUUUUUUAGUAAAUAAUUUUUACUUUAUUUUAUUCUCAAUGAAUAUAUCUAUUGUUGAUUAGUUUAAAAGGAUCAAAGCAAUUACUUCGAUGAUAAACUCAUUGUUAAUCCAGAAAAAUUACAACCAAUAUUUAAUAGAGAUACUUCUAGAUGUCCUUCGAAUGUUGGUAGUGGUAACUUGGGUCGAAUGUCGCUUGUAGAGAUCCUACGUGACUACAAUCACAAACAAAGGUGUUCUUGUUAUUGUAACACGCGAACAGUUUUCAUCUUAUUUGGAGUUUGACUUCACUUCAUACAAUAAAAAUUCACGUUUUGACCUACUUAGGCGGUUUAUGUAAUCCGAUAUGUGUUAGAUAGUGUUUGUUUGCACUUAUUGCAAUACCUUUUCGUACAGAUUCUUUGCCGAAAUAAGGAGAAUGUUUAAGUUGCUGGCAUUUUAUCCAUUCCAAUAAGAAUUAAAAAAAAACAAGGGUUAAAAUGGCGAGAUACUACGAAAAUUCCUCAACAUUUAACUAUAGCUGGGACCAAGUAGCCUGUGGGUACUGGAAGAGGUACCCCAAUCCACUGAGCACUCAUGUAUUAUCUGAAGAUACAUGGAGCAGGCAAGUGAAAGAUGGUUGCUUGCACACCAAGAGACUACUAACUAAGACCAACAGGGUGCCUAAGUGGGGUGAAAAAUUCUUCAAUGCAAAGUCAGUCAAGAUAAUUGAAGAAAGCAUAGUGGAUCCAAAAAACAAAAUACUUGUGACAUAUACUAGAAAUUUAGGAUAUACAAAAGUAAUGAGCGUAGUAGAACGAGUGGAGUACCGAUCGGUGGGUCCGGCGCAGACGGUGGCGCGGCGGUCGGCGUGGAUCGACUCGCAAGUGUUCGGUUUCUCAAGAGCGAUACGUGCUUUCGGCGUCGACAGGUUCCGCAAGAACUGCAAUCAAAUGGUGAACGGUUUCAACCACGUACUGAACAGUAUGUUCCCGCGGCAAGGCGCCGGAGCACACAGUAUGUCCUCAGCUCCAGUAGUUCACACGUUCAAAGAGAUGCGUGAAGCCGCCGCUGCCGCCACAGAUAGAGCUAAGGCGAACGUGCUUUCCUCAGUGAAUCGCACGUAACACGACAACGGCCCGGACGCCUAGUGAACUUACUUUAAAACAUAUUUACCCAUUAUAGGGCAGUUCAAAUAUACUUAACUAAUAUAGGACAGUGGUAAAACGAACUCCGAUCCCAUGCAAUAAUGUCGGAAAUUCUCACAGUUACAACUUCAGCGGUGAAAUAAAAGGUGAUUUUUUUAACGACCAGGAGGUCUACUCUCUUUCUCCGAAACGAACUUUCUAUAACGAAUUUCAAACGAAAUUUAAUUUCGUCAAUUUAAGUUUAUAUUGGUGUCAAUUCUGACACUAUUCUCUAAACCUAAACUUAAAUUUGACAACAGUGUAUCCUUGUCAUUCUCUAUACGGAAUGAAAAGGAGAGAUUGAUGUUAAUUUUAGUUUUAAGUUUAGAGAAUCACGCCAGAAUUGACACCACUUAAUUUGAACGAUAAACUAUCAAAUUCAAGCUUUCUUUGAGUAGGCUUAGAAAAUCUACAACUUAAUCAAUAUUCCGACGACGAAUAAUAUUAUUAUAAUUAAUUAAAAACGAACCAGAAACAUAGUAAGAAAAGUGCGAAGUUUCGAUCGAAAUUUCGUUUUUCCUUGAAUUAGAGUAGGCCUCCAGGGGGCCUACCCCCUGUUACCUCUAUGAUAGUAACAGAAUACAACAUGUAACUUUGACAAACAAGCAUUAAAUUAAAUGGCGCGUGGCCUUAUAACAGCUUUUUCUUCAAAAUGUAGCUUAUUAUAGCCUCAAUUAUGGACUAUAAAUUAUAUACAAAUUCGCAGUGUAGCGAAACAGCAGAUAUUUUCUAUAAGCCUACCGCUUUUAGUGAUUGCUAUGGCCAUAGCUGUAGCUUAUGAUUUUAUUUUGUUAUUUUUGACCGUCGAAGGUUUUCAAAUACCUCAUGCUCGUUUUCUUUAAUAUUGUAAUGAUCAAUGCAUAAGAAAAAAAAGAGCGCGAAGCAUUUGAAAACCUUCGGCGGUCAGAAAUAACAAAACGAAAUCACAAGCUAUAGCUAUAGCAAUCUCUAUAGGCGGUAGGCUUAUUGAAACUAUCUGCUGUUUCGCUACACUGCGAAUUUGUAUAUAAUUUAUAGUCCAUAAUCGAGGCUAUAAUAAGCUACAUUUUGAAGAAAAAGCUGUUGUAAGGCCAUGCGCAGAGAAGUCAAAAUUAAUUUAAUGCUUGUCAAAGUGACAUGUUGUAUUCUGUUACUAUCAUAGUGGUAUAAGAAUAGAGUAUGGGAGAUAUAGACACUACAAGUGGAAGUGUCCUUCUAAUAGAAAGAGAAAGAAGAUGAGAUACCGUUAGCUUUCUCUCUCUAAUCGUGCAUGCGCAUUGGCAACCGUAAGCAUCUUACUAUUUCGAUGUGAUGCCAUUGGAUGCCAUGCGUCACAAGAGAGAGAGAUAGGUUGCGGUCUCUCAUCUUUCUCUUUCUACUAGACGGACACUUUUCCCCAGUCUAUUCUUAUACUUCUAUGGUUGUAAGGCCACGCGCAGAGAAGUCAAAAUAAAUUUUAUGCUUGUCAAAGUGACAUGUUGUAUUUUGUUGCUAUCGAAAAAAAGUGACAGCAUUGACUUUAAUGAAUCUUAAAAUAAUUGACGUCUCUGGGUGCGGUCGAUAGUGUUGAUGGAGAUUAAUUUUGAGGUUUGCUACAAGAAAUAAUGAAUUAUAUCGACAGUGGAAAAGCAAAAUAGCUUAUACGCCAUUUUGGUGUUGCUUAAAAAUGUACUAAAUUUCAGUUUUUAUUUAAUGUUUAUUUUUAAGUAGUACCAAAGUGAUGUAUAAGCGAUUUCGUUUUUCCACUGUCGAUAUUAUGAUUAGGAGUGAUAUUUUAUGUUUUAAUGAUUAUAUUGUGCUUGUAUCAUUGAUAUAUUAUAUUUUAUAUUUCAGAGAGUUUAGAAAACCAUUGUACAUAAUUCAUGGGCAUCAAAUUAUCAGUGGAAUAUAUAUAUAUAUUUUUUUCUAUUAUUCCAAUGUUAGGUAGUUAUUAUAAGGUUUUUAAACAGUCCUAUAUUCCACCAGCUUUUCGCCUUAUAAAAAAAACCUGCAGACAUUCAGUUUGGUCCAUAAUGCGUUUUAAUGAAGUUACGACCUUACGAUCCUGCAAUUUAUUUUUCACUGCCAUUGGUGUCGAUUCUGCCAUGAUUAUCUAAACCUAAACUGAAAUUUGAUAACAGUGUAUCCUUGUCAUGCUCUAUACAGAAUGAAAAGGAGAGACUGAUCUUAAAUUAAUUUUUGAGUUUAGAGAAUCAUGCCAGAAUCGAUACUAUUGUUAUGCCAGUAUCUUGUAACAUAAUAAUUAUGAGCUACUUUUAUAUGUACCUAUAACCACAUUCCACCUGGUGGAUAAAUGUUUUGUGUUUACCCUAAAUGGCAUUUUGAAGCUUUAGCUUUGACUGAAUAAUCAGUUUUGUUGAUUGUAUAUUUUGUUGAGAAUAUUGAAAAACAGAUAAAUUGAGAUUAUAUAUUAUGUAAUAUGUAUAUAUCUUUUAUACAUCAGGGGGGCCAAACGCCUAAACGGGAUUGCUAUGACUAUCGCUUGCGAUUUUAUUUUGUUAUUUCUGACCGCCUAAGGUUUUCAAAUACCUCGCGCUAAUUAUCUUUAAUAUUGUUGUUACCAAUUCAAAAGAAAAAAAGGGCGCAAGACAUUCGAAAACCUUCGAGCUAGCAAUCCCGUUAGGAGAUCGGCCCCUAGGUUGGAUUUGAACCAAUCUUUCGCUGUACGGGCGAACAUUAAUGGACGUGUCGAUUUUCUUCUAGUAUAUCUUAAACUUUAUGGCAGCAUAAUAUUUAAAUCAAUUGAAAUAGAAAUUGGUAUAUCUUAUCCAACUCAAGAACUUAAAAAAAGACAAGGAUUUUAAUAAAGAUAGAUUAAAAAACACAAGACAAGUGCGAGUCGGACUUGCCCACUGAGGAGAUUCCGUACAAAAUUGUAGGUACCAAACAUAAACGGCCGUAUCUUUUCUUACAUUAACUAAGAAGUUUUUUUUUCACAGCUUCAAGGCGCCGUAGACCUGAGUCUGAGAAUAUGGUUUUAAAUUUUAACUCGGAGACUCCGCGCGUUCCCGAGAUGAAAGGUCUAGACAGACAGACAGAUGGACAAAUAAGUGAUCCUAUAAGGGUUUAGUUUUUCCUUCUGAGGUACGGAACACUAAAGAUAAAUACUGCACUAUUGCAGUAUUUGUUUGGUGUAUUUAAGCACAAUAGCUCCCCCUUCUCUGAAUACUCUUUAGUUGAAAAUUCGACUUUGUACCACAGGGGAGUUGAAGAUAUGGGGUUACAUAUUAUUAAGCGCUGCCGAAUUUCUCGUUUAUUUGAUGAAAUUAAAAAGUAGGUAGUCUUCUAAAGUCUUGUUUCUCAUUAGAUCGCGGCACGUAACUCUAGCGCUGAACAAUACGCGGAGGUGAUAGCUGCGCAUGGAUACGACUGGAAAGCCAAUCGGCUCACCCGCGCACCUCGUUUCCCCCCAAGACAUCUUAAUUUUUACUUCUGCUCAAUAACGGUCAGCGUUAGAGUUUCGUGCCGCAAAUUAUACUUACCUGAGAAUAAUAAAAUACUUGAACUAUGAGAUAGCAGGGCUGCUGGCUUAUUUAAUCUCUUGAAUUAUUGGAAGGCACUUGUGCAUCAUGGUUAAGAAAAUAAAUAAUUUUACAGUAUUUUCGGCGUGUUAGAAAACCGAACACUUUCAUUAAGAUCCGUGUCGUACUAUAAUUAAUAAUUAUUUAUUUGUUAAUUAAAGAAAAAUAAUAUAUAUUUUAAAAGAAAACGUCAUGAUUGUAUCAAUUUCAGAUGAAAAGAUGAUUAGUGGAAUUGUAUUGUUGAAUUGAACUGUGGCCAUUAAAUGUCAUCAUGUGUAAUGAUCGUACAUAAUAUUGCUUACUGUCUAUUCUUGAUAGUUUACCUAGCUGUAAUUUAACUGUAUUACUAUUAAGGGCCUGCGAUGCGGUAAGCGGGAGCAUGGAACGGACGUCCGCUCCGCGUCUUUGUUUCAUGUUAUUUCAUAGAGCAGCGCUGCGUGAGGCUCCUGCCGCAGCGCUGUUCUAUGAAAUGACAUAAAACCGCACGCGGAGGGGACAUCCGCUCCGUGCUCCCACUAAACGCAUCGCAGGUCCUAGAACGUCUUGCUAAUAAUAAUUAAAGUAAAAUACUAGUAAUUGUAUUUACCUAUAUUGUUUUAACAAAAGCCAUGAUUGACUUGAAAGAUAUUUUUACUAAAUAAAACAUUGUUUUAAAGCUAUCUAGUCCUAUUCCUCGUUCAAAAUUACUGAAUUCACUUUUAUGGAAAAAUAAUAUUCAUCGAAAUUAUUUUGAUGUGUUGUCACUUAAAUACAUUGGCUAAAGCAUUUUUUAAAAAUGAAUUAAAAUAAUAAUUUACACUUCAGUGCAUAGAAUUCGUAGCAUAAAUUUAGUAUUAGUUACCAAUUUCGAUAAGAGGAUCAUUAAAUCAAAUACAUACCU
Molecule: messenger RNA, 6016 nt
Organism: Chilo suppressalis (striped riceborer)
Lineage: Eukaryota; Metazoa; Arthropoda; Insecta; Lepidoptera; Crambidae
Source: the annotation of a GenBank genome assembly